This is a messenger RNA of Oncorhynchus gorbuscha (pink salmon), 1529 nucleotides long. Its product is annotated as interferon regulatory factor 4-like. The record is from RefSeq and is a predicted model, not a curated record. Gene Ontology annotation, molecular function: DNA-binding transcription factor activity, RNA polymerase II-specific; RNA polymerase II cis-regulatory region sequence-specific DNA binding. Gene Ontology annotation, cellular component: nucleus. Gene Ontology annotation, biological process: immune system process; regulation of transcription by RNA polymerase II. Lineage: Eukaryota; Metazoa; Chordata; Actinopteri; Salmoniformes; Salmonidae. The transcript is spliced from 9 exons. The coding region runs from base 193 to 1005 and encodes 270 amino acids.
CCUGGUUACCUGCCAAUGUGGGCACCUGUGGUUUAAGUAAACCUGUCAGUGCGAGCACACAGGAGGUUUGAGGAUUCCAUGCACUGACUGACAAGACGUUGAUGUAGUUGAACAAGGUACACAUCCAUUUUGUGCAGUGCACUUUUGUCAGGUGUGAGCUAAGGCAGACUGCAACCCUAGGGUCAUUAGAAGAUGCAACAAGGUCGUCUAAGACUGCGACCCUGGCUUGAGAAGCAGAUACAGUCAGGGAAAUACCCAGGUGUCACCUGGCUUGAUGAGACAACUCAAGUUUUCCAGAUUCCUUGGAAGCAUGCGGCUCGACAUGGUUGGAAUAUAGACAAGGACGCCACUUUGUUCCGAAACUGGGCAAUGCACACAGGCAGAUACAAACCUGGGAUAGACAAGCCUGAUCCUAAGACCUGGAAAGCCAACUUCCGAUGUGCCCUGAACACUCUACCCCAUGUGAUAGAGCUACAGGGCAAGAGCAUCAAGAAGGGCAGUAAUGCCUCCAGGGUUUACAUGAUGCUGCCUGUUGUUAAGCGUAUCGAACGAAGAAAAGGACCACAGAAGUCAGUUGAUAUAAAACAUAGUCCGAUCUCCCUCUCAGAAAAUGAGGCACAUUCUUGUGCUCCACUGGAUGGGUUUGCAGAGGUUUUCCUGAAGUAUAGAGGUGGACAGACCAGUCACAACCCUGCUAUGUUUCAUGUCGAGGACAACUACCCUCCCAACAACAACGAGGAAAGAUCACCAGAACAGCCCCACCAGUCUUCCUUCAUACCUGAAGCACAUAAAAACUCUGAUGCUAAUGAGCAAGCAGACGCUGUAUUCAAGAUUGUUGAUCACCUAAAACACUUGGAGCACUGGAGCCAGUCUAAUGACAACAGAAGCUGGAGGGCAACAGACACCAGCUGGGUGGACAGUUACUGUGAGGAUAUGGAUUACUUGGGGUAUCCCAUGGAGACUGACUGCUACACUUACAGUGCACAGCAAAUACAAUUUCUAUAAGACAAGUGGGAGCAACAUGCAUCGAACGGAAUGCCAAGCUAAAAUCCCCGAAAAAGGAGGAUACCACAUUCCAAGCCAUGCUGGCACAAGCUCUCUAAAAUUCUGUAUUCUGAUGGACUGCCAGACGGCGACCAAGGGUCUGAGCACACAUACAGUACAUUAAAAACUAUUAAGUGCUACACCAUCACAUUACAGUGACAGUCUACUUGUUCAGAUUAGAAUGACUGAGUUCUUUUAAAUGUUUGCUUUUUAUUGAACUUAAAAUUGAUACAAUUGAGUUUUAGCAUAGCAUCUCAGGAAAUACCCUUCAAGAUUGAGAUGGUUUAGGAUGAAUUGGACCAGAGUGAAGGAAAAACAUCAAGUGCUCAGCAUGUGUGAACUCCCAAGAAAGUUGAAAGAGCAUUCCUCGUGAAGCUGGUUGAGAAUGCCAAGUGUGCAAAGCUGUCAAAGGAAAGGUUGGCUACUUUAAAGAAUCUCAAAGAUUAAAUAUAUUCUGAUUUGUUUUAACACUUUUUUUGGUUACU